ACGAAUGAUCGUUGUAAAUCGAUUAUGAGACCUCGACUGACCUAGAAACACGUAGGAGAAGGAAACAUCAUCAAUUAUGCUUAAUUAAUUAGCUGCACGCUCACAUCUUGUGACAUUGUUCGGAAAUUGGCGUGCAAAGCGGCGGCGGCGGCGGUAUUUAACCGGCUAAAUUAAACCGACUUCUGGACGGCGUGCAGACUAAACAGAAUCCGAAACGAAGGAUUGCUUAAACAGCCUGUGUCUGGUGAAAUAUAUGGUAUAAAUUGUGGUACAGGAGCAACAUUUGGUAUCACUUAACGCUGAACAACACCGAAGUCAAGUGGUUUGGAACACUAUUCAAUAUGUUCAAGUUCGUACUGAUUCUUGCUUUAGCGGUUGCUGUCUCAGCUCAAUGGGAAGGCGGCUUUGGAAAGCAUGACAUCGAGGAUCAUCAUCAUACACACCCGAAAUACAAGUUCGAAUAUGGUGUUAAGGACUUCAAGACAGGUGAUAACAAAGAUCAGUGGGAACAUCGGGAUGGAGAUGUUGUGAAAGGUCAGUACACGCUGCAGGAACCGGACGGCACGAAACGAAUUGUGGAAUAUACCUCCGAUAAGCACGGUGGAUUCCAGGCACACGUGAAGCGAGUGGGACAUGCUCAUCACCCGCAGAUCUAUGGCCAUCAUGAGGGAGGAUACGGUGGUGAAUCGUCUCACGAUAAACAUGUCCACGAUCACGCCAGUAGUUAUGCUAAUCAGCACCUGUAUACUGACCAUUAGGUGUAAAUGUUUGUAUGAUCUAAAAAUUUAAUG
Toxorhynchites rutilus septentrionalis is the source of this 791-nucleotide messenger RNA. Its product is annotated as adult-specific cuticular protein ACP-20-like. NCBI's taxonomy places the organism in Eukaryota, Metazoa, Arthropoda, Insecta, Diptera, Culicidae. The coding region runs from base 342 to 758 and encodes 138 amino acids. Gene Ontology annotation, cellular component: extracellular matrix. The record is from RefSeq and is a predicted model, not a curated record. The transcript is spliced from 2 exons.